AUGGCCUUUCGUGUCGAACACUGCAAAAAAGCUACCGAAUUUUUCAUCAAAUUCAGCACCGGCUCCAAAGCCUCUCUUCAAUAUGCAGAACUUCCAAAUCGUGUGCUUGAUUUCCAACAUACCAUCACUCCAGAAGACCAACAAGGCAAAGGAGUCGCUCGUCUUCUUGUUAAAGAAGGACUCAAGUAUGCUGCUGAUAAUAGGUUUCUCGUCCAGCCAACCUGUUGGUACGUUGCCAAAUAUCUCGAUGGAAGCAGUGCCACUGAAGAGGAGAAACAACUCGAUAUUCGUCACAAAUUGUAA
Molecule: messenger RNA, 303 nt
Organism: Caenorhabditis remanei
Lineage: Eukaryota; Metazoa; Nematoda; Chromadorea; Rhabditida; Rhabditidae
Exons: 2
Coding region: 1-303 (100 amino acids)
Source: RefSeq, a predicted model, not a curated record